Linum trigynum is the source of this 2067-nucleotide messenger RNA. The record is from the annotation of a GenBank genome assembly. Lineage: Eukaryota; Viridiplantae; Streptophyta; Magnoliopsida; Malpighiales; Linaceae.
CCACAGAUGAUAGUAUUUCUUUAUUGUCUUAACCAAGGUGUUACAAUUUGUGAGUGGGUUCACAUUAUACAUACAACUGAAAAUGUUAAAACUAUAAGUCGCUAAUAUUACGAGAAAUGUAAAAAAAAAGUAUUCAUUGGGGGUGUUAUAUAUCUACUACAAAUGCUUAAUAUACUGAGAGAAAAUAUAAACGUAUACGAAAAAAAUACAAAUAUGCAUCUAUAAUUGUCGGUUUUAUAGUAAGAAAACCAUGUCGCCCAUAAUCUAUAAUAUUCGUGUUCGGAUUCUAUCAAUACCACUAAUAUUGAUUUUGCUUAGGUUUCACCAGAUUUAAUCGUGUCGGAUUCGAACGAUUAACCAUGUUGGUGGAUACUUCCCAAUAUAAAUAGGUAGAUCUAUUAACCAUACUUUUGAAAUAUAAAGAAUUAACCAACCAUUAACUCCCUGCUGUCAAGAACCAGUUACUCCCAAUAACUCGAGUUGUUGGGAGAGAUUCAAUCGUAGAUCAUAUACCACAACACUAACACGCCCCCUCAAACGAAAGCCACUCACAAGGGCUUGAAGUUUGCACAGGUCUGAAGACAAGAAUACCAUGUGCUUAACAAAUGGGGGUCACCGGGAAUCGAACACAAGACCUCUCGGUCACAGAAGGCUCUGAUACCAUGUCAAGAACCAGUUACUCCCAAUAACUCGAGUUGUUGGGAGAGGUUCAAUCGUAGAUCAUAUACCACAACACUAACACCUGCUAACUGUUAUUUUAGUAAUGCUAAUUUGGCAACAUGAUGUUGAGUUAAAAGACACGUGACGAUUAACGUUUCAAAUUUUAAGUAUUUUAAUUAAGAAAAUAUGUAGAUUAAAUACACUUUAUUAGCCAAACAUUUCAAUAUUUUCAAAAUAUUAGCUGAACUUUUUAAAAUACAAAAUAUUAGUAAAAAAACCUGUAAUUACGUUACAAAGUUUUACUCAUAUUUGUUGUCGUCAACAAUAUUAUUAACUUAGCUUUCCAUCAGCAUCUACGUGGUCUCCAUAUCAGAUAUCAUUAAAAAUAUAUCAUAUUUAUUUUAUUAUUAGAAAUAAAAAAAUAGAAAAUAAACCGAAUUAACAUUUAAAUCGAACCAUAUCAGAACAAACCGAUCCGAUUUGCAAUAAUAAUCUGAUGGACAUGGACCGGACCGUUGCACUGCACACCUUGCCAAGUUGCCCCAUUACCAACUCUCCGCUCAUUUCUCAGCUCGUAGCGCAUCCACCUGGAAGCUGGACCAGUUCGUCGUCGGCGAUAAUUUCUGGCUACAGAAGUUCACACUUCUACUUCAUCAAUGGCGGCAAGAGUUCGAGCGUCGUCGAUAUUCGCAGCUACAGCAACUCUGGCAAUGAUCGCCGCUGCAUCCUUCAGCUGGCCGUCAGCCUCUGCCGCUUCUACGGCAUCUACUUUCGUCAAGGAGACCAUCAAAUCCCACCAGAUCGUCAUCUUCUCCAAAUCUUAUUGCCCAUAUUGUAGGAGGGCUAAAGCUGUUUUCAAAGAGUUGAACCAGACGCCAUAUGUGGUUGAGCUUGAUGAGAGAGAUGAUGGGCAAGACAUCCAGGCUGCAUUGGGUCAGCUCGUGGGGAAACGAACUGUACCUCAGGUUUUCAUCAACGGAAAGCACAUUGGCGGCUCUGAUGAUACUGUUGAAGCAUAUGAGAGUGGUGAACUGGCUAAGCUUCUGGGCAUUGACGUGGACGAGAAGGAGGAAAUGUGAACUAAUACUGCAUCCGGAGGGGUUAUGGGUAUCUGAAUCCAGCUUGGUACGUGCGAGCAAGGAUGUUCCUAUCUAUGAAUAGAGGCUGUUUGUUGCUCGACAUCCUGACUAAAUAGUUGCAACCAGAAGUGAGUUCUAGUCAGUGUUAGCUAUGAGAAUUGACUGUAGACUUCGUAAUGGAAAAACGAAUCAGGUACUGCUUGAAAGUUCGAUAGAGGAUCUUGAAUGACAUCCCUUUGACCGUUGUAUGAACCUAUGCAUGAUCUGAUUCACUUCCGUCAAUCAUCAAACAUUACCUGCAGAAAUUCGGACGCUGUUUAUCUUUAGU